AUGGAGCAUUUGAGUAAUUUGCAGGGAUUGCUGAAUGAGUUGUCUACCAUGAAACUUGCAUUAGAUGAUGAGGUGCAAGCAUUACUUUUGUUGAGUUAUUUGCCAGACAGUUGGGAAACUUUGGUGCUGGCACUUAGUAAUUCGGCUCCCAGUGGUGUGAUAACUAUGGGUAUGUUGCUUGAGAAGAUGAAAAUUCUAAAUCUCAGUCACUCUCAUUAUCUGAGCCAGACCCCUGACUUUUCAAAACACCCAAAUCUAGAGCAAUUAAUACUUGAAGAUUGUACGAGUUUGCUUGAGGUUCACCACUCCAUUGGAGAUCUUAGUAAUCUUGUUUUGGUGAAUUUGAAAGAUUGCAAAUGCCUUAAAAGUUUGCCAAGGAGUUUCUAUAACUUGAAGUCUCUAGAAACUCUCAUUCUUUCUGGGUGUUCUAAAAUGCACAAUUUGGCUGACAACUUGGGGGAUAUGGAAUCAUUGACAACUCUUCUUUUAGACAGAACUGCUAUAAGACAAGUGCCUUUUAGUAUAGUGCAACUGAAGAAUCUGAAAUAUUUAUCUCUAUGUAGGUGUAAAGGAUCACCAUCUAAGUCAUUGCCUUCACUCUUUUGGUCUUGGAUAUCACCAAGGAAAAGUCCUAAGUCAGUCAAUCUACUGCCUGCCGCACUACAAGGCUUGAACUCACUAACAAACUUAUGUCUCUGGGACUGCAAUUUAUCGGAUGACGGAAUUCCUACAGAUCUUUGGAAUUUAUGUUCUCUUAAAAUUUUAGAUUUAAGAUGCAAUAGUUUUGAAAGCCUAUCAACAACCCUAGGUGGUCUUUCGAAGCUUCAAGAUCUCAAAUUGAAUCGCUGUAGAAAGCUUAAAUCAAUUCCGGAUUUACCAGCAAGUUUGAUUUUUUUAGAUGCAAAACACUGCACUGGAUUGGAAAGAAUGCCGGAUCUAUCAAAGCUCUCAAAUAUGAAUGGUUUGUACCUUGCUAACUGUCACAAAUUAGUCGAAAUUCCUGGUUUGGAUAAGCGUUCAAAUCCUAUUGAGUGUGUUUACAUGGAAGGGUGCAUGAAUCUAACAUAUACUUUUAAGCAAAGCUUCCUACAGGAUUGGGUUAUGCUUGGAGUUGGUAGAAUGUUUAGCAUUAUCCUCCCCGGCAAUCAAAUCCCCGAUUGGUUCACGUAUCAAUGUGAGGGACCCUCGGUACAUUUUGAAGUACCUACUGCUGACCCCAUAUUGAACGAGUUUGGUGUAUGUGUUGUUUUUGCAUCACGUGUUCAAGUAUUAUCUUCAUAUAAAGAUAGCAUGUCAUUUAUCAACCAUACCAAGAAUACUAUUCUGACUUAUUUGUUUGCAACAACUGGUGGCCAAUUCCCUCUUGAAGAUCACCUAUUGCUAGGCAAUAUUGUUAUUACCAAUGAUUUUGAGGAUGGUGAUGAAGUAGAGGUUCUUGCAGAUUGGGGGCUUGAAAUCAUUCUGAAGAAAAUAGGGGUCUAUCUACUAUAUGAAAGGGUUGUUGAUGGAAAAGAUGAGGAUCAUGCCAUUGUUGUUAGUGAUGAUGAGGAUGACAAUAACAAUAUAGAAAACAGAUGCUCCUCUAAGAGAAAAAUGAGAUCUCCAAAUAUGAUUGAUGAUUCACAAAAUUUGAUGAAAGAGAAAAAGCUCAAAAAGAUUGCUACAGAGGAAAAUGAGUAUUAUGUUUACUCUUUUGGGACGAGAUCUCAAAAGUUUCAAUUUGAGUAG
Corylus avellana is the source of this 1728-nucleotide messenger RNA. The record is from RefSeq and is a predicted model, not a curated record. Lineage: Eukaryota; Viridiplantae; Streptophyta; Magnoliopsida; Fagales; Betulaceae.